GAGCAGCCGAACAUUAUGAGCCGAGUCUGAACUGAUAGCGGCGCAAGGGGUGUCAACACGGUUGUGACGGCAGCUGCUGGCUGGUCGAGGCUGGGUACUGACGGCUGUGUUGCUCUAUCGGGUUCUAGGGUGCCCUUCGCGAUAACUGCUUGUGUUCUUUUCGCGGCGUUUGCACGCACAAAAAUGUGCGACCGCCCGGUCUUGCCUGCUGCGUCAGUUAGCUGUGCGAAGCAGCGACAGUCGUGAGGUCACGUGCGUGAAUACGCUCAGCUGGGUUUGUGCUGUUGUGUGCAGAAGCGCUGCUACUCUCUGUCUCCGGUCAGCAUUGCAGAACGCCCCCUUUCAUGAGCGUGUGCUUGCACGGCCCUCAAAACUAGCGGCAUUCCUCUGCUAGCUUGCAAUCACCUCAGCUGGCCGAGCAAUGGACCCGUUGGGCUCACCGUUGGACAUUGUAGACGUUGCGGUCCUGAAACGAUGGCACCAAAUAGCGCCUCGGGAGCCUGUCCUUGAAGAAGAGGACGGGCCGGGUGCUCAAGAAAACUGCUGCCGCGAGUAUACACCGUUUCCUAUCAACGAAGAGCUGAACCGAAAAAUUGCCCUUUGGGUUGGCGACAUGACCUGCCUGAAUGCCCAUGCCAUUGUCAACUCCACAAACGAAAAUCUGACGGACAGAAGUCCUCUAAGUCAAAGGCUUGUAGCGAGGGCUGGACCACAAAUGAAGCAAGACUUGCUCAACGAAAUUCUGUCCUGCCGUACUGGAGAAGCCAAAUUGAGCAAGGGGUACAACCUUCCAGCACGUUUUGUGAUCCACACUGUAGGGCCCAAGUACAAUGUCAAGUUUCACACAGCCGCAGAGACAGCCCUUCAUUCGAGCUACUGGCGGGUGCUGCAGAUGAUACCCGAGCAUGGGCUUCGCACCCUUGGGCUGUGCCCGAUCCAUUCCAUGCGCAGGUCCUACCCCACUACAGAAGGAGCCCACAUAGCUCUUAGAACAAUUCGUCGCUUUCUUGAAAGACAUGGGGACACAGUGGACCUCAUUGUCGUCACUGUAGAAGGUGGUGAGGUGGGCACAUAUGAGCAGUUGCUACCACUGUACUUCCCCCGCACCAGCCUGGAGGAACAGCAUGCACAGCGGCGGCUUCCCAAGGAUAUCGGUGGGCCUCGUGGAGAACCUCUACUGCCCGAGAGGGGUAUCCGCAUUGUCGACAAGCCCUUUGGAGGUAAACUUAGCAAUUGAUUGGUUGGUUUGGGA
Dermacentor silvarum is the source of this 1252-nucleotide messenger RNA. Its product is annotated as protein GDAP2 homolog. Bases 422 to 1237 code for a protein of 271 amino acids. The record is from RefSeq and is a predicted model, not a curated record. Lineage: Eukaryota; Metazoa; Arthropoda; Arachnida; Ixodida; Ixodidae. The transcript has 4 exons.